CUCGGCAAAAUCUGAAAGGAGGAGAGCAAGUGUUAGGAAUGUUCAAUUUCUAUUAAUGAUGAUAUGCAGAUAUUUAUUGAACUACAAAUAAACAUUCCAUUCAAAUAGAGCACAAAAGCAACUGCGACGUCAACGGCAGUCAGUCGGCCUUUGAGCUGAUAAGCGUGUGAAAUACGACCACCUAAAACGCUGUCAAUCAUAUUCUUAUUAAGAUGUUAUUUUUUGUUUGGGUUUUUUGUUGUUUUUUUUUUUUUGUUUUAGUUUUUUUCAUUCAAUUUGUGCGCAAUUCGCAAACACAGCAACAAUAAAUAAUUCAUUCUCGGAAAUGGCGUGUGACUGGCUGAAAAUGCUUAUCACUUGUUUUGUGUUUGUUUUUGUUAUUUGACUUUGCUUAGACUCUUUUUUGACCGAAAAGCUUUCGUUCGCUCUUGCGGUAAAUGCGCGAAAAUAAGUAGGCAAAGAAGAAGAAGAAAUACAACAAGUGGGCGAUUUUUUGUGUGUGAAUGAUAUCGAUAUACAUACAUUUAAAUAUGCUACAACCGGUUAGCCAAUUUCGAUAUACAUGAAUAUAUGCAUACAUACAUAUGGUAUUAUGUGAAUAUCCUAAUAAAUCAGCAUCUCUUUGUAAUUGACGCAUUUGAAAUUCAAACCGGUCCCGAUGCCUUUCUGCCCGUUUAGACCCCUGCAUACAGGCACACACACACACAAAGAAACUAUAAUGAUUAAAUGUAUAUUUGAAUGUAUGUUUAUUUGCGUAGCUGUCUGUGCAUCUGUGUGUGUGCGUGCACAGUGCGCACUACGAAAAAAGUCAGGCUGCUAUUUUUGUUAUUAACCGCUCGACUCUCAACGCAAGUAGACAAGCAGUCGCAACGUUAGCAGCUCUUGGAGAGAGAGAGUCACAUAGAGAGAGAGAGGGAGAGUGCGCGCGCCUAAUUUGAAGAGAGAGAUUGAGUGAGAGUGUGUGUGUGUAAACGGGAGCAAACUAAAGAAACAUAUUAAAGGAAAAGCACAAGCACGCGCGUCAUUUGGAAAAACGUGCUAAAGCAAACCAAAUCGUACAAAGGCGGCUAUAUAAGAAGUUUAUAUAACUUAGCACACACACACGUAUAUAAAGUAAAAAUAAUGGCCAGCUCCAGUGAUUUAAAUGUAGUGGUGGAUGUUGUGAUUCCUGUUGUAUUUGUAAUUGCAAUAUUCGUUAUCAACGGUUUUGUGCUGCGCCUCAUAAUGCGUAAGCGUCGCGAAUACCAAAAUCUGCCACAGCAGCAGCAGCUGGAGGAGAAGCCCACAACAUCGGCGACAGCAGCAACAGCAGCAACAACCACAGAGUUGCAUCAAGUAACUGUUGAAGUAACUGUUGCAGGAGGAGCAAACGAUGAUGAUAGCUGUUCCAUUGAAAUGGAGCGACUGUAGCCAAAGUUGCUCACCUCUGCAACAUCCUGCAACAAAUACAGUUAGCCAUGUAGCUAUAAGAUACUCAAACUCAUGUGACCAGAAAACAUGCAACGAACUUUUGUAUUGUAUGUAUGCACUCGACUAAAGUGCAGUAAGCAGCAAAGCGAGCACCAAUAAAUUGUAUAAUAAAAAACGAAUCAAUAUAAAAAAGAAAAACAAACAACACCUAUACACAUGUCCAUGUAUGUGUCUCUGCUAUGUACAUAUGUGCAUAUGUAUUAGUUGCGUAUAUAUAUGUAUCUAUAAGAAGCACGUGCAUUUAAUUACUGUUUUAAGUUUGAUUUUUAAACUUUUGUACUGAGCCUCAAAAGCCUUUUACUAUCUUAAUACAAAUAUGCAAAUUUUUAUAUUAUAAUAAAAAGAUAGACAUUUUGCAACACGCAAAAGUUAUUUGAAAAAUCAAUAAAAUGUCUGGAAUUUAUUUUUACUUUUAUCGUCAGUUCACAAGUUGCAAUCGCCACGCAGUCAUAACAAUUAUAUCAAUUAUGUGCAAUAUAAGAAUAAAGUCCAAAAAAA
Molecule: messenger RNA, 1968 nt
Organism: Drosophila innubila
Lineage: Eukaryota; Metazoa; Arthropoda; Insecta; Diptera; Drosophilidae
Exons: 1
Coding region: 1123-1410 (95 amino acids)
Source: RefSeq, a predicted model, not a curated record